Athalia rosae (coleseed sawfly) is the source of this 9790-nucleotide messenger RNA. RefSeq names its product cationic amino acid transporter 2. Gene Ontology annotation, biological process: transmembrane transport; amino acid transport. Gene Ontology annotation, cellular component: plasma membrane. The coding region runs from base 795 to 3248 and encodes 817 amino acids. The record is from RefSeq and is a predicted model, not a curated record. Lineage: Eukaryota; Metazoa; Arthropoda; Insecta; Hymenoptera; Athaliidae. The transcript is spliced from 14 exons. Gene Ontology annotation, molecular function: amino acid transmembrane transporter activity.
GUGAUAGGGGUGGUUUUCGAAGCGCUGAACACCGAAGAACGACUACGGAACCGAGUGUGCAGAUACCGCGCAACGUCAGUGUCACACUAAAAUGUGACUCGACGGAACGAGGACACAACCGAAUUCCAUUAGUUUAGGAUAAACUAAAGUAAAACAAAAUUAAAUAAAAAAUAUAAAAAAUUAAAAGAAAAAAAAAUUAACAAACCAAAAAAUAUAUAUACGUAUAUAUAUAUACUCACACACAUAUAGUGCGGGAAACUGGAUUAAUAUCGUCCAUAUUUAAAUAUAAUAUACAGAGAUAUAUAAAUAAUCUCAAGGUAUAUUGUCUCAAACAAAGACGUACAUACAUAUCAUUUUAUCCUAGUUGCAAAGAAUAAAAUACUAAUAUUAACUAAAGAAAAAAGAAACAAGUGAAUAAAUAAAAAGACUUUAUUCUCGCCAGAAGAGAGAACCGUUGACAAAGAAAGCGAGUAAAGGAGAAAUAUUGAAUAAAAGAGAAAUAUACUAUACACAUAGGUAUAAUUAGAUAAGACAUUUAAUUACAAUUAUACGAUAGAGAAUAUUGACUAUAAAAAAAAAGAAAAUUUACGAAGAGAAAUUACGUUUUCGUGGGGGCAAACAGAUGGCUGAUUAAUAAAUUGUACAGUGAUACGAUAAAGCGAUUAAAAUUUUUGAUUGAUUUAUCGAAGAAAAAAGAAGAAAGAAGAUUUUUGAAAAAGAUAUAGAAAAAAAAAAAAAAAAAUAUCUAUCUGUGAAUUUGUGUUGCGCCGAUUGGGGAUCAGAAAAUUCGAAAAAUGAAACUGGAAAUGAUGAACAAGGAGCAGAGCCUGCAGUUGUUCGGAAAACUCAUACGGACGAAAAACAUCGAUGGUCUUCAGGGCGAUCAGGGAAAACCAGGACCUGAACCGGCCGAACCGCCUGACUCGAAACAGAAAUUACAGAAGUGCCUGACUACUCUGGACCUGACCUCCCUCGGCGUCGGUUCCUGCGUGGGCACCGGGAUGUACCUCGUCGCCGGGAUGGUGGCACGAAACGUCGCCGGUCCCGGCGUUGUCGUUUCAUUUAUCAUUGCCGCAAUCGCCUCGAUAUUCUCCGGCGCGUGUUACGCGGAGUUCGGGGUGAGGGUACCGCACACAUCCGGUAGCGCUUACAUGUACAGCUACGUGACUGUCGGCGAAUUGAUCGCCUUCAUCAUCGGUUGGAAUAUGGUGCUCGAGUACCUGAUCGGCACCAGCGCCUGUGCGUGCGCCCUUAGCGCCUGCUUGGACGCAUUGGCGAACGGCGCGGUCUCUGGGGCGAUCGCCGGCAGCGUGGGAACUUUCUUCGGUCACCCGCCCGAUUUCCUGGCCUUUCUGAUAACCAUGCUGAUGGGUAUGCUGUUGGCAGCCGGUGUCAAAAAGUCGCUGGUAUUCAACAACGUUUUAAACGCUGUCAAUCUCGCCGCAUGGGUAUUCGUGAUGACUGCCGGUCUUUUCUACGUCGAUACGAGUAACUGGUCGGAACACAAGGGAUUUUUACCGUACGGAUGGAGCGGAGUAUUUACCGGUGCUGCGACGUGUUUCUACGCCUUCAUAGGGUUCGAUAUCAUAGCGACGACCGGGGAAGAGGCGACAAAUCCCAAACGCAGCAUCCCUCUGGCCAUAGUAUCCUCAUUGGUCAUCAUACUAAUCGCCUACGUGACGAGCAGCAUGGUUCUCACCUUGAUCGUCCCGUACGACCAGGUCGACCAAGAUUCCGGUCUGGUGGAAAUGUUCGGCCAAGUGGGCGCGUACAAGUGCAAGUACAUAGUGGCGGUUGGUGCCUUGGCGGGAUUGACGGUUUCGAUGUUCGGCAGUAUGUUCCCGAUGCCGAGAAUAGUCUACGCCAUGGCUCAGGACGGUCUGAUAUUUCGGACGCUGAGUCACGUGUUGCCGACAACCGGAACGCCGGCACUGGCGACAUUCGUUUCCGGACUGUGCGCGGCAUUCGCCGCUUUACUUAUCCAGCUGGAAGUGCUCGUGGAGAUGAUGUCGAUAGGUACUCUGCUCGCUUACACGCUGGUCUCCACCUGCGUGCUGAUUCUGAGGUACCAGCCGCAUUCCACGAAUCUCGUCGAACUGCUCCCUCAAAGUCUCCGAACACCGUGCAGAUCGCCUACGAAAGAUACGCAAGCGAACGGUCAAGUUUCCUACGGGAAAGAUCUCAGGCCCGAUCAACUGGCGACGUCGCUGAACGCGGUGCCCGGACCGCAACCGGAACCGGUACAGGGAAACAACCAACGCGUUAUGGUUCGCCGGAUUACCAGGAGGUGCAACAGCUCGUCUCCGGAUUCCGACGAUACUUACGGCGGAGAAGAGGACGACGUUGGUAUGGGAAAAGACGAUCAGUAUCUCGUCAGCGAUCGUACGGAAAAUAAAUUUUAUGGGAGCGUUCACGCGGCCGCUGCAGCUUCCAGUUGCGGUAGCAGUCAUCAAUAUCCAGGAAACACGCCGAUUAUCGGUCCACCGUUGAGCUACUUGCAACGACGACUUCAGGCAGCCCAAUACCUUUGUCCAGCGAUAUUCCCUUGGGUUGACCGAGGGCCUGCGACGGAAGCAUCUGGACGUUACGUUAUGAAAAUGGUCGGCGUGCUUUACCUGCUUAUCCUGAUCUUCGAUUUGAUCAUCGUUUGCGGAAUGGGAAAUAUGGGGACUUUCGUAACGAUAUUGACGUUUCUAUUGCUCUUCGCGAUCAUCGGAGUUCUGCUGGCGAUCAGCAGAAAACCACAAAACAGGAAUACGCUCAUGUUCAUGACUCCUGGUCUGCCGUUCAUUCCCGCGAUCGCUGUCACGGUGAACAUAUACCUAAUAUUUAAGCUCAACAUCCUAACAUUGGUCAGAUUCGCUAUUUGGAUGACUCUAGGUUUCGUAAUGUACUUCUACUACGGUAUAAAGCACAGUAGUUUGGAGGAGCAGGAAAACAGCGAGCAUAACGCAGAGCAUGGGACCUCAGAUUCGGUCGGAGGAAAUAUAGAGUUGAAGGUUACCGACCACCAAAAACCAUCGAGUUUCUCGUACACGAAUUCCGGUACGGACCAUGGUUACUACGGGGGUCAACAGCUCGAUGCCUUCGGUCAGCCACUUUUUGGCAGUACGAAUUUCGGCGGCACACCGAGUCACGCUACGAAUACAAGCGGUAGCGCCGCGCAAGCUCGCGAUCAAAAAACCGCUUCAGGAGAAGCAAAUGUCCUUUUCGUUUCGGAACAGGCAUUCCCGACCUGGGACGACUAGAAGGUUGUGUUUUAUAGCUUAGACUAACAAUAAAACUGAUAAGAGAAAAACCCAAAAGAACUUCAGCGAGAGAUGGAAUAGAGUAUUUUUGGCUUCUUUCGGAAAUUGCAGAUUUAUGGUACAGUAUAAUGGACUUAUACUUACGUGGACGGUGACAAUGGAUAUUUGAUUCUCCAAUUGAAUUUGAAUUUGGGGGACAACAUAGUCCGAAUGUUAUAUUAUAUGAUUGCCAGAUGAUUGAUCUGCUGCUGUGAGUUUUGGCCGGACCGAUUUGAAAUGCUCAAAAAUUAGUAAGAAUCUAUUUAUUUAUAAUUAUUCAAUUAUUUUCGUUGUUAUUAAACGCGACGAAGAGCCGGUUUAGGGGUUGAAAAAACUAAGGAGGCUGGAGGGCGGUUUUUCUGCAAUAUUCCGAAAGGUGAUUUGUUGAAUAUUGUAAAAUUGUAUCGUUGAAGAAAAAAAACGUAGCAAAUAAUGGCGGCAAUAUUUAUUAUUCUAACUGUAUACAACUGUUGACUAUGAGAUUAGUUGGAAAAGUUCCAUGAAACGGAGGCUACUUUGAAACAAGAAUAUAUAUAUAUACUCAUAUACCUACACAUAUACAUACAUGAAUUAUCGAAUGAACGGAGCAAAAGGAUUGAAUCCAAUAAUUAUUAUACCGAGAAGCGACCACUUGUAAUAAACUAACAAUAAGAUGAAUUUCAGUUUUCCAUACACGUGCGCACUUUUAAUCCUGCAAUCAUAAGUCGACUAAGAAACAGGUAUUUAACGGAUGGUCAGAAAAAAAAAAAAACAAUUAAUAGGAGCAGUUUAAUCUCGCCUAAAUCUAGUCUUUCCCUAAUCUUAAUAUCAUGUAAUCCUAGAUUUAAGCUUAUACUAUAACAUACAACAUCGUCUAAGUCAUUACCAUAAAAAUACGCAUUAAUUCACACAAUUUGUAUAAAUUAAUUAUUGUUAUCCUCAUUAUCAUUACUGUUAUCGUUAUUAUGAUUUUCGCCUAUAUGUCGCUCCAAAAAACAGUUUAAAACUGAUUGAAAAUUUUAUCCACGUAAUAUUUACUACUUUUAAUAUUUACAUGUAACAUACAUUAUAUUAUAUUCAACGUAUCUUCGGUUAACUGUUGACACGUGAGACUGUAGGGAUGGAAUCUUUCCAUUCAGUAUCUUGAACCAUUCCACAACAUAUAUUUGCUUUUGCAACGAAAGCAGAUGAAUAACUUUCACGCGAUAACAUCUGAUCGAUCUGGUAUCGAUCAUAUUUUACUCCAAAAAUAUUCCGAAAUAUUUGUGCUUCAGAUAAAUCCGUAUUCAUAUAUUAUAUCGUACAAUAUACUUUUUAAAAAUCUAUAUAUUGUGUUACCAGGUUUUAUUAUAUUAACAUCAUCGACAGGGCCAGUGCGAACUUCAAAGGUUUUAUUAUUUUCCAGAUAAUAUAAAUGUUCAUCAUCACCCGGCAAUUGCAUGUAUAUUAACGAGGUACGCGAAUAAUAUUAACGUUUAGAUUUAAGAGUGAUUCGACGAAUAAAAUAAUAACAAUAAUAAUUGCAAUUCUAAAAGCUUGCCAACAGGUACAGCAAUUGAUUCGUUGUUUUUGGGAUAACAUACAUGGAGAUCAAUGUUGAUUACGGAUACGAAUUUUACCAGUUCUUUUGCGUUUUGAUUGCUGAAUGAAAAAAAUUUUACAUUUCACGAGCGUACGUUCCACGCGCUUAUUUACAGCGUUAAAUUAACGAUCAUUGAACAGGCGUAUAAAUAGAAAACAUAUAGUAUACAUAACAUUGCAAUCGACGCGUUAUGUGCAAUAAAAGUUAUGCAGCAAAUAAAACCGAAAAAUUAACAACCGAAAAAAUACAUAAAAAUGUACAUGAUAUAAUUACAAGAUAUCAAAACACGGAUGAAAUAAUUAUAUCCGAAAUCACUGCGAUUUAUAAAAAGCACAUAUGCAAGGCAUCACGUAGAAUAAAAUGAGAUUGUAUAAAAUUUGAAGUGCAGAAAUAUUUCAAUGAAAACAACGUGUUUCGAAAAUCAGCCGUCGCAAUUUUUUAAUCGGAUUGAAAAAUUUUAAAUCUUAGGUUUAAGCUGUUGUUCAUUAGCGCGUUAGAGUCACAAUAUAAUAUGCAUACAAUCGUUCACAGGAGGAUUUUUCCAAACACGCAUGACAUCAAAUUACGAAUAAACUUAAUCGAUGAAUCAAUUCCUAAUGAAUUUUGGCAAAAAACAACAAAUCACUCGAUUAUAUACAUACGUCUCCUGUCUUGAUUCUUUUAAUUCUUUUUUUUUAUCCACACUUCCAUAAACAAAAUGUUGUUAUUGCAGUUAACAGACUGAUAUUGUCUAACAUCAUCCUGAUGUCUACGCAUGUAUGCAUAAUUAAUUACCUGAUAUUAUUAAAUAUUAAUGAUAAAUUGUUGAGUAUUUUGAAUGCACAUCUUUACAAGUUGACGAUUGAAAAUGAUGUUAUAUUGAAUAUAUCUUACUAAGGAAAACUCGUACGAAAAGGAAAGCUACUGUUUUGAAAAAGAUAAAUAUGAACAGAAAAAAAAACUCGAAAAAGUAUAGAUGACAAAAAGAAAACCAACUACCAAAAAAAAAAGACAAAAGUAAAACAUAAUUCUGUGAAAUUUUUGAAAACCAUAUCACAGCUUAUCGAGAUCGAGCUAUAAUACGUACAUUGUAAUAAUAAUAUUAAUAAUAGUAAUAAUAAUAAUAGUCAUAAUUAUUAUAUUAAUAACAAUGAUAUAAAUACUAUAACUAUGAUAGGUAAUAGCAAAUACUCCUUUCUCUGUAUGACGUAUAAUUAUUUGAAAAUUUCUCGUAGUUACAAAUCGUAGUUCAAGUUUAGCGUAUUUAUAGCUUUAAUUUAGUUGAAGAGAAACUGAUAUAAGAAAGAAAAAAAAAGAAAAAAAAAAGAAAACUCGAAAGACAAAAAAAAAUACAAAAAAUAACUGAAAUUUCCAUUCGUAUAAGUGUCCAUAAUGUCGAUCAUAGAGCCAAUAUUGUUAGAUUCUUGAUCUCCACAAUGAAGACUAAGCAUAGAUAUUUAUUAUAUUAAUAAGGAAGGGAUAAGAAUAAAUUGAAACGAAAAAGUUAGCAAGAAAAAAUGACGACAUUCGAGCAAUAUUUCAAGCGUGCUGAGAAUUAUAUAGUCGUUGUAUACACUAAUUCAUUCAAUACUCUUGUAAAAUAUUAUUAACACUAUAUUAUAUAAAUAUAGUAUAUUAUACAUUAUUAUAUUAUAUAAAGUUUCCGGAAUUCACCGACGUAAUAAUUAUGAUGGUUAUUUUUUUGUUUCCAAUUUUAAUUCUUCUUAUGAAUAGCGAUAUCUCGUUGAUACAAUUAAAACUUACGAUAAACGGUGAAGGCGUAAUACGUUAUACUUCAACAAGAACAGUGCCUGUACCCCAGACGCUAGCCAGAGGUCACUAGAUUCCUUUGAAGAUCCACAAUAAAAAUAGAAGAAAAAGAAAGAAUUCUCUGUAGUCAGAAGCAAAAUAGAUGUAUUUUCUAAAAAAAAAAAAAAAAUAAAAUAAAUGUGAAACAAAACUUCUGCAGUUUACAAGCAAAGAAGGUCGAUGAAAAGUGUUAAUUUUGAAGUUGCUUUUCAGAAUGAAGGAAGAUGGUCGAUACCACAGUUUGUUAAAAGGGAAUGAAAGUUUUUCGGUAUCUUCUUCGCUCGAAAUUGCAGAAGAAGGCGUCGUAGACGACGUCGUCGACUUUGCGAAUCGGAUGAUAUUGAGCUAUUUAAAUAUUUAUAACAUAUAAAUAAAUUAUAACACAAAUAAGGAAAAUUAAAGAACAAGAGUGAGAGAGAAAUGCAGUAUGUGUCGAAAUAAAAAUAAUUUCGCGAUGCAAAAUUACGCGCGAUUUUUGACUCGAUUAACAAAUUUGAACGUCGCAUCUGCUUCGCUGUUAAAUUGAAGUUUUGAUUUUCACGUUAAUUAUAUAUAUACCUACAUUAUAUAUGUAUAUUUAAUCUAUAUACUAUUCCAAUUUCUCGCAAAAGUUAAAAGAAAUAGAAGAAAAAAGAAGAGGAAAAUUUGCAAAACAAAAAAAAAAGAAAAAGAAAUUAAAUUAUUGCAACGUGAAAAUAGGUAAUAAAAUUGCACCAAAAAUUAUUAUUAUUAUUAUCAUCAUCGUUAUGGUAGAUGACCAAUUGUCGUGUAUAGGCGAACAAUCUACGGGAAGAAUAUUUCAACUCUUUGCUUUUUUAGUUAGAGUUUCAAAUUCUUAGAUAGGAGGAAAUGGCCUAUUAUACUAACAUAUAUAUGUAUAUACAGGGUGUCUUACUAUAUCGUAGAUAUAUCUUACUUACCGUAACAAAACUUGAUUACUGUAACGAUUCCUAAAUUUAUUACGAUCAAAACCCGAUUCACUCAAACACGAUGUGUAAAAUAGGUACAGACAUAUUCAUACGAUUAUGAAAUUCUUGGUCAUUUUAUUUUAUUUUUCAUUUUCCGAUUAAUAAUUUAACUACAUUACCUAUGUGGGACACCGUGUGUAUAUACCGUAAUGAAUGUAUUUUGAAAUAACCGCAACUCAAUUGGCGAUUGGAAUAAAAAAUUUGCUAGAGUUAUAGUUAAUUCAAAGGCACAUUGAGACGAAAAGCAUCUUCCAAUUAUAAAAGAAAAAAAAUGAAUAAAAAUAAAAAACAAACCAACAAAAAGAAAACAAAAAAUGAAAUUGAAUAAAUAAAUAAAUGACGUAUAUAUAGUAAAAGGAGAAAGCAUCGAAAGAAAAAGAAGAGAACAUGGAGGUGGAAAUUAUAAAUGAACAACCAAAGAAAACGAGAGAAUGAAUCUAUGAAUAAAUAAAUGAAUGAAUUAUAAAGAAAACUAAAAAAAAAAGUUUCUAUCUAACUGGUUGUUGUUAGACACGUUUAAUUUCAUAUUAUAUAUAAAAGCGAGAAUAUAUAUAUUACAAACUUUUACUGUUAUAAUUAUAUCUAUUUGCAUAAUUACUAUUUGUAUUACUUCGCGAAAAAGGAAAAGAGAAUAAAAAACAAAUAAAUAAGCAUACGAAAAUGGGUGAAGAAGAAAUAAGCGAAAAAUUGAAAAACUAAAUUCCAUAACAUAGUAACGUCAUGAUGAACGCGUUGUACACCAAAGAAAAAUUUUAUUGCGAGGCAAAUAUACUUAAAAGUAUACACAAAGAUUAAAUACCUACCUUAUUAUACCUAAUAUAUUAUAUGUUCUGCCAUAUAAUAAAGCUUACGAUCGAUAUUAUAUAUGUAUAUAUAUAUAUACAGUGCGAUUCUGUUGAAAGCGGUUGCGAUCAACGCAUGCUCGAAAUAUUUGAAUUUCUCGGUCUACGAGCGAGCCCGAAGCCUCGCUGAAGUCGGCGUAGCCACAGGCGUAGGAGUCUUGUUGUGAUCUGCAGCCCUCAAGGUGACACUCCACAAUAAACUGCCUACGCUGGUGGGUACGCUGACUUCAACGCAGCUCGGGUUCGCUCGAAGAACAAGAAAUUCGAAUAUUUCAACGCAGGCGUUGAUCGCAACCCGUUUCACCGGAAUCACACGGUAUACAUAUUAGUCUGGGCCAAAAUAAUCGACUAUUCUUGCAAUCAUGUUUUCUGACUUUCGAUUUUUGUAACUACCGCUAAUAACAAUAUUUAAAUAAAUAUAAUAUAUAUUCUGGAGGGAAAUUCGACGCGCUACAAGAAAGCUCUCUUAACAUUUGUCAUUAAAUUCACUCCUUUAAAAGUUAUUCAAUAUUGAAGUUGAAUUCAAAUGUAAUCUAUUGCCCUUUAUAGCGUUGGACUCAAUUUUUGGCUAUUGGAGUUAGCUAAAUACAUCGAGAAUGAAUUUUAUAAUCAAUAAAUUAUGGAUUUUGGGAAAAAAAUGCAGUGAUCCGACAAAAAACAACAUUUAAGUCCUAAAUUUUCCAAUCAAAUGAAAAAAAUUAAGUCUGACCCUAAAAAAGCAAUGGAUUAUACUUUUGAAUUCAACUUCAACAUCGAAUAACUUUUAAUAGAGUGAAUUUAAUGAAAAAUGUUAAGAGACCUUUAUGGUAGCGCAUCAGAUUUUCUUUAAGAAAACGUAUUUUAUUUAUUUAGAUAUCGUUAUCAGCGGUAGUUACAAAAAUCCAAAGUCAAACAACAAAAUUGAGAAAAAUAGUCGAUUUUGUUAGCCCACUCUAAUACAUGUUUGCGGAGCAAUGGGUGGCAAAAGGGGGGAGGGGGAAUCAGAGAUGGAAAUUGGAUAGAAUCGAUUCGCAUUUUGUGCAUUAUAAUAUAACAAGUCAAGGAAUAUAAUCAUAAUAGUAUGUAAAUGUCGUUCGAAAUUUUGGAGAGGUAUAUAAUUGAAAAUGAAUCGACAAAAAAACCAUUAAAAAAAGAAGAUAGACAAAAAAAGGGAUACAAUAUGAAGAGAAAACGAAACAAAAACAAAUUAAUAAGAGAGAAAGAAAUUAAAAAAAAAAGAACAAAAAAACUAAGAGAGAAGAAGAGGAUAUAUAGAAUUUUACAUGUAAAAUAUAUAUAUACCCUGUGUAACUACGUUAUUUAAUAUCAAUAAGGGUGAAAAUAAAAAUGAUUAUUGAAAGACUA